Molecule: messenger RNA, 1391 nt
Organism: Solanum pennellii
Lineage: Eukaryota; Viridiplantae; Streptophyta; Magnoliopsida; Solanales; Solanaceae
Exons: 1
Coding region: 260-1195 (311 amino acids)
Cellular component (GO): membrane
Source: RefSeq, a predicted model, not a curated record
AUUCUUUUUUUAAAAAAAUAGAAACUUUAUUUCAAGAUUAUGGCCCCCUAUAGUCUACCCCUAACAAAAGUUGAAAAAACAACACAUUACAAUAAGACUUAUAUUGCCUUAAAAAAACAUGUUACAUACCACAAACUUCAAAUAAUACUUCCCUCUUUUCUCCAAUUAUCUCCAUUUUUGCCAAAAAUAUUAACCUUUUGAUGAUCAAUCCUGGAAAGAACUCAACAAUCUACACUCAAUUAAGCAAUUCCUUCUUCAAAUGGGCUCAUUUCUUUACCUUACUCUAACAUUACUUUCAUUGUCAUUCACCGCGACUCUUACAUCUCAAGCACAAGGUAUAAAAUCAUCGCGACUACUUGAUCUAGUCCUACGAGACAAUACAUUCCGAUAUUACAACACAAAGAAGUUUAGAACCGCAAAGUUAUACCCCAUACGGUUACCAUCCAAUCUAUCAGGCAUCAAAGUCGAUUCAGUAAAGUAUCGUUGCGGUAGUCUAACAAGAUAUGGUGCAAAAAUUAAAGAAUUCAAAUUGCCAAUUGGGGUAAGUAUUCAACAUUGCGCUGAAAGAGUACUUAUUAUUCGACAAAAUCUUGGAUCUAAUUGGUCUUCGAUUUACUAUGAUAACUAUGAAUUAUCAGGUUAUCAACUCAUUUCCCCUGUUUUAGCACUAUCAAUGUACAAUGCUGGUGACGACAUGGUAACAUCGUCUAAUAUUCCAUUUGAACUGAAUUUUCUAUCUGACAAAACUCCGAUCACUAUUGAUUUUAGUAACACUACAAGUGUAGUAAAUUCGAGUAUGAUCAUACCAUUAUGCGCUAGCUUUGAGCGCGAUGGGAAGGUGAUAGUAACAAAACAAGUGUCAAAAAAUGUAUGCUCUGCUUCAAAACAGGGGCAUUUUGGUUUGGUUAUUGAGUCGCCUUUGAUACCUUUGAAAAAUAAACGCGAAAGUAAGUGGAAAUUAGCUAUUGGGAGCUCGAUUGGAGCUGCAUUGGGCGCGUUUCUAUUAGGUUUAUUGUUGAUCGCGAUAUUUGUGAAGGUGAAGAAGAAAGCAAGGAUGGAGGAAUUGGUAAGAAGAGCCUAUGAAGAAGAAGCUUUGCAAGUUUCAAUGGUGGGACAUGUUAGAGCACCAAUUGCAGCAGGUACUAGGACUGUUCCAACUAUUGAACAUGAGUAUAGUCAUCACAAUAUUUCUUGAAAAGAAAAAAUUACAAUAUUUUUUUUUUGUGGAAUAUUUAUUCUUUUUGUAAGAUGAAAAUGUUUUUGAAGUUUUUUAUGUAUUGAUAGAAUUUAAAAUGUUUUAGGUUAGGGAAAUAGAUUAAAAUGCUGACAAUUAAUUUGUUGUUAUUUAUCUGUUCUGUUAAAAUGAACUUCUUUCGAGUUCUUUUGUUCUU